Propithecus coquereli (Coquerel's sifaka) is the source of this 1662-nucleotide messenger RNA. RefSeq names its product glycerol kinase 2 (gene GK2). Gene Ontology annotation, molecular function: glycerol kinase activity. Gene Ontology annotation, biological process: glycerol-3-phosphate biosynthetic process; glycerol metabolic process; triglyceride metabolic process. The record is from RefSeq and is a predicted model, not a curated record. Lineage: Eukaryota; Metazoa; Chordata; Mammalia; Primates; Indriidae. Gene Ontology annotation, cellular component: mitochondrion. Bases 1 to 1662 code for a protein of 553 amino acids. The transcript has a single exon.
AUGGCGGCCCCGAAGGAAGCAGCGGCCGGGCCGUUGGUGGGCGCCGUGGUCCAGGGCACCAACUCCACUCGCUUCCUGGUUUUCCAUUCGAAAACGGCCGAACUGCUCGGCCAUCACCAAGUGGAAGUGACGCAAGAGUUCCCCAGAGAAGGGUGGGUGGAGCAGGACCCGAAGGAGAUCCUGCAGGCCGUGUACGAGUGCAUCGCCCGGACGUGCGAGAAGCUCCGCCAGCUGCACGUGGACGCGUCCCGCAUCAAAGCCGUGGGCGUCAGCAACCAGCGGGAGACCACGGUGGUGUGGGACCGGCUGAGCGGGGAGCCGCUCUACAACGCCGUCGUGUGGCUCGACCUGAGGACGCAGGCGACGGUGGAGAGUCUGAGCAGGAGGAUCCCGGGCAACAACAACUUCGUCAGGUCCAAGACGGGCCUGCCGCUGAGCACCUACUUCAGCGCCGUGAAGCUGCGCUGGAUGCUCGACAACGUGGCGGCGGUGCGGAGGGCCGUGGAGGAGGGCCGGGCCCUCUUCGGCACCCUGGACUCGUGGCUCAUCUGGAGCCUGACGGGCGGCGUGCAGGGCGGCGUGCACGGCACGGACGUCACCAACGCCAGCAGGACGAUGCUUUUCAACAUCCACUCGCUGCAGUGGGACCGGGAGCUCUGCGACUUCUUCGAGGUCCCCAUGGACAUGCUUCCGGACGUCUGGAGCUCUUCUCAGAUCUACGGGCGCAUACGAGCGGGGGCCCUGGAAGGCGUGCCCAUAUCCGGGUGUCUGGGGGACCAGUCUGCUGCGCUGGUGGGACAGAUGUGCUUCCAGGAAGGACAGGCCAAAAACACGUACGGGACGGGCUGCUUCCUGCUGUGCAACACGGGUCGUAAGUGUGUGUUCUCUGAACACGGGCUCCUGACCACAGUGGCUUACAAGCUAGGCAGGGACAAGCCCGUCCAUUACGCACUGGAAGGUUCUGUGGCCAUAGCUGGUGGCGUCAUUCGUUGGCUCAGAGACAACCUUGGCAUCCUAGAGACCUCGGAGGACAUCGAAAAACUUGCAGACGAAGUAGGUACUUCCUACGGCUGCUACUUCGUCCCAGCUUUUUCAGGGCUGUACGCGCCUCAUUGGGAGCCCAGUGCAAGAGGGAUCCUCUGUGGCCUCACUCAGUUUACCAAUAAAUGUCAUAUCGCUUAUGCCGCACUGGAAGCUGUCUGUUUCCAGACGCGAGAAAUUUUGGAGGCCAUGAACCGUGACUGUGGAAUGCCACUUCGUCAUUUGCAGGUGGACGGAGCGAUGACCGCUAACCACGUUCUGAUGCAGCUCCAAGCAGAUAUUCUGCAUAUCCCCGUGAUAAAGUCCCCCAUGUCCGAAACCACUGCGCUGGGAGCUGCCAUGGCAGCAGGAGCUGCAGAAGGAGUCGGCGUCUGGAGUCUCGAACCCGAGGAUUUGACAGUCGUCAGGAUGGAACGGUUUGAACCACAGAUCCAGGCCAAAGAAAGUGAAGUUCGUUUUUCUACGUGGAAGAAAGCCGUGCUGAAGUCGAUGGGUUCUGUUCCGUCUCAGUCUACGGAAAGUGGUGACCCUAGUAUCUUCUCCAGUCUGCCUUUGGGUUUUUUUAUAGUGAGUAGCAUGAUAAUGUUAAUUGGAGCAAGAUACAUCUCGGGUGUACCAUAA